GCCACGAGACAAGAUCUUCCCCGCCAAGUUCUGCUGUGGGUUUUUGUUUUUCUUCGAAUUGAACUGAAUUCCAUUCACUUCGAGGACACUUGAAACAGAGACUAUCAGAAAAGUUCCAAGAUGGCCGCUUUGUGGAUAAAAGAUAAUAUCAACAACGAUGACGACGAAUCGAGUGACAAAGAUGUUGAAGAUAUUUGGGAUGACACAGCACUCAUAGAGGCCUAUGAUAAAGCAAUACAGUCAUAUAAGAGUUCAUUGGAAAGUGGAAAUGGCAAGGAUAGUGCUCAGAUCAAGAAACAGAAGCAAACAAAAAAAAGCAAGAGCUCAAAGAAAAAGGAAAGCUCUCACUUGAAAAUUGCAUGGAAUGUCGGAGAUAUUUGUAGAGCUAUUUACUAUGCAGAUGGACUUGUGUAUGAUGGACAAAUUAUUGAUAUACAAAAAAGGGAUGGGACAUGCACAGUAAGAUUUGAUUUCUAUGAGAAUGAAGAAAUUGUCAAUAUUGAAGAUGUUUUUCAAAAGGACCAUGAUAAAAGGCAUAGUAAUGGCAUUGAUAGGAAACAUGACUCAAAUAAAAACAGAACGAUGCAAAGAGGCAACAAACAUGCAAAUGACAGAAUAGAUACCCGCAAAAUUACUUCUAGUGGCAGUGAGAGAGAUGAAAGUGCAAACAACCACAGAUCCUCACAUAGACACAGUGGAGCUAAUUUUCAGGGUUCCAGCUCAUUGACCAUUGGGGACGUUUGUUUGGCAGUGAACCCUCGUACAGGAAGAUUCGAAGAGGCAGUGAUAACAAACUUGAAUGCUGGAUACAGUGACGUCACCUUCACCACAAGCAUGCUGAAGGAAAGGGUAUCUUCCUCAUCGCUCAGAAACAAAAGCUCUAAAAGAACGCUUCAUCAACAUAAAUGUCCUAAGCAUCAAAUGCCAGAUUACCACAAAGAAGAUGACGAAUUUUGGUUUCCAGGCCUUGCAUCUCCGUUUUUCCCUCCAUCUUUCAUUCCCCAGAUGCCCCUGUUUCCGCAUCCACCAUUCUCUCCGUGGCAAGGGUAUGGACUGCAAAAUUCUUAUGGAAACAUGCCGAAAAUAAGACGCGCGGAACAUGGGCUGCCCCCUCCCCCGCCACCCCCUCCAGCUGGUCUGCCAAUAAAUGCCGAAAAUGUAAGUGAUGACGCAUUAGCAAGCAUGUUGAUGUCAUGGUAUAUGGUUGGUUAUCAUACAGGAUAUUACCAGGGUCUCAAACAAGGUAAUUCUGGCCAACCAUCUCCUAAACAUUCGGAUAAUAUUGAUCCAGUCGAAACACAGUCAACUUCAAGCUCAAAGCCUGAACUUUAGCUAAGCUCUUGCAACGUGGGCCUACCAACAAUGCUCGGGGACGUAGCAUCGAUUGUCACAAGCAAACGCAUUUCUUUUUCCUUGGAUAAAUUGUCCAUAUGUUCAAGUUAAUUGUUUAGUACAUUUUACAUAUUUGACUUUUAACGGUCAACUGACCUCACCCUCUUUUGUUAUGUCGUGACAAUGAUUGUUUUUGUGUUCAUCCUUCUCUUCCUGCCUGUUGCAUUUUAAAUAAACUUAAUGUUAUUAUUUUACUGCCAAAUGUAGUUGGCUCUUU
Rhopilema esculentum is the source of this 1609-nucleotide messenger RNA. RefSeq lists its product as uncharacterized. Gene Ontology annotation, cellular component: cytoplasm; nucleus. Gene Ontology annotation, molecular function: RNA binding. Gene Ontology annotation, biological process: mRNA processing. The record is from RefSeq and is a predicted model, not a curated record. NCBI's taxonomy places the organism in Eukaryota, Metazoa, Cnidaria, Scyphozoa, Rhizostomeae, Rhizostomatidae.